GGCGGCGGCCCCGGGGCGCGGCGCGCCCUGCUCGGGCUCUGCGUGCACGCGUGGCUGUGGGCGUCCUCGGGCUCCUCCGCCCAGGUCUUCAACCUGAGCCUUUCGGUGGACGAGGGCUUGCCUGCGGACACGCUGGUGGGUGACCUCCGCGCGGCGCUGGAGGCCGCGCAGCCGCAGGGGGCAGUCGGCUUCCUGCUGUCCGAGGACUCGGAGGACUCCCCGCUGCUAGACGACUUCCACGUGCACCCGGACACCGGCAUCAUCCGCACGGCGCGGCGUCUGGACCGCGAGCGGCGCGAUCGCUACCGCUUCGUGGCCGCCACGCUGCUGGGCGCCGUGGUGCAGGUGGAGAUCCGAGUCAACGACGUGAACGACCAUUCGCCCCGCUUUCCGCGCGACUCCCUGCAGCUCGACGUCUCCGAGCUCAGCCCGCCGGGCACCGCCUUCCGCCUGCCAGGUGCGCACGACCCGGACGCCGGGCUGUUUGGCACGCAGGGCUACAGCUUGGUGCAGCCCUCGGAGCCCCCCGGGGACCCCGAGGGGCCGUUCUUCCAGCUGCGGUACGGGGCUCCAGGGCCGCCACCCCCCGCGUCGGCGUCGUCGCCGCCCCUGGAACCUCUGGACUUGGUGCUCCUGCGGCGUCUGGACCGAGAGACGGCGGCGGCGCACGAGCUGCAGAUCGAGGCGUGGGACGGCGGCAGCCCGCGGCGCCGCGGCCGCCUGCGCGUGGAAGUGCGCGUGCUGGACGAGAACGACAACGCGCCGGUCUUCCAGCAGGACGAGUACCGCGCCGCGGUGCGCGAGGACGCCCCGCCGGGCGCCGAGGUGUGUCGCGUGCGCGCCACCGAUCGCGACCUGGGGCCCAACGGGCUCGUGCGCUACCGCCUCCGCGCCCGCCCCGGGCCCCGCUCACCGGACGGCGACGCCUACUUCACCGUGGACGAGCUGAGCGGCGCCGUGCGGGUGCGGAGGCCUCUGGAUCGCGAGGCGCAGGCCUGGCACCAGCUAGUGAUCGAGGCCCGCGACGGGGGCGCCGAGCCCGAGGUCGCCACGGCGCGCGUGUCCAUCACCGUGCUGGACGUGAAUGACAACCGGCCGGCCAUCCACCUGCUCUUUUUCACCGAGGGAGCCGCGGCCUGCGUCUCCGAGGGAGCCCGACCUGGUGACUACGUGGCUCGCGUGUCGGUGUCCGACGCGGAUGGCGACCCCCAGAGGGAAGAGGAGGCGUCCAGGGAUCUGGGCCUCGGGGGCGGGGGCAUCUCGCUGUCCCUGGAGGGCGGGGAGGGUGCCUUUGCGCUGCGCCCCGGGGGGGCCCCAGGAGUCUUUUUCCUCUGCGUUGAGGGGCCCCUGGACAGGGAGAGCCGGGAUCUGUACGAGUUGCGACUGGUGGCGACGGAUGCGGGGUCCCCACCCCUGAGCACAGAGGAGACCCUGCUGCUCCGCGUCACUGACCUCAACGACCAGCCGCCCGUCUUCAGCCAGGAGCUUUACCGGGCCUCGGUGUCCGAGGCCGCCGCCCCUGGCACCGCAGUGCUGUGGGUCAGUGCCUCGGAUGCCGACGAGCCGGGCACCGAUCACGCCCGGCUGCGCUACGCGCUCGUCCAGCUCCAGGCCGGCUGCGAACCCGAGGUGCCGCCCCCCGCGGCCGAGUGUAGACCCGCCUUCGCCAUCCAUCCCGAGAGCGGCGCGAUCAGCACCGUCCGGGCUCUGGACCGCGAGGCCCAGGAGGAGGUGGAGCUGAGGGUGGUGGCCCAGGACCUCGGACGCCCCCCACUCUCCGCCACCUGCCGCGUGCGCAUCACCGUGGCCGACGUCAAUGACCACGAGCCGGUGUUCCCGAGACAGGUGUACAACGCGACCCUCGCGGAGCAUACCCCGGUGGGACACUGCUUUCUGCAGCUCAUGUCUACUCAAAGCACUUUUGUCCAAAUCAAACAAAAACAAAAUGAGACAGAAGAAACAAAAUUCAUUCCUAGGUUCCCUAUAAGGAAAUAG
Molecule: messenger RNA, 1995 nt
Organism: Dipodomys ordii (Ord's kangaroo rat)
Lineage: Eukaryota; Metazoa; Chordata; Mammalia; Rodentia; Heteromyidae
Product: protocadherin-16-like
Exons: 2
Biological process (GO): homophilic cell-cell adhesion
Cellular component (GO): plasma membrane
Molecular function (GO): calcium ion binding
Source: RefSeq, a predicted model, not a curated record